This is a messenger RNA of Cyprinus carpio (common carp), 3195 nucleotides long. RefSeq names its product endoplasmic reticulum metallopeptidase 1. Gene Ontology annotation, biological process: proteolysis. Gene Ontology annotation, molecular function: metalloexopeptidase activity. Lineage: Eukaryota; Metazoa; Chordata; Actinopteri; Cypriniformes; Cyprinidae. The record is from RefSeq and is a predicted model, not a curated record.
CUGCCGCUUCCGUUUACUCUGAUAUCAGGAAGCAGGAGCAGCAGCAGUAAACAUGGAGAGAGACUCUACGGUCCGCAGAAUCAGAGCCCAGCAGAACCAGCAGAAGCAGCAGGACUGUAGCGAUGAAGCGGUCGCGCUGAACGGGCUCCGGAGGCGCAAACACAAGCCGGAAGCGAGCGCUGGGCUGCUGGGCGAGAGUUCCGCUGUGCUGCUGCUGCUCGGGUUCGUGUGUCUGCUGUGGCUCCUGGUUCUGCUUUCUCUGCGGCAGCUCGUCAUCAGCAGCCCGGGACUCUUCAACGCGCUCCGGGCCAGGAAGCAUUUGGAGCGGAUCACCAGCUUCGGGCCGCGGACCGUCGGAAGUCCAGAGAACGAGAUCACGACGGUGAACUACCUGCUGGAUCAGAUCGAGCAGAUCCGGACUGAGAGCAAAACCGGUCCUCACUCCAUCAGCGUAGACGUCCAGCGGCCCACUGGAUCCUUCAGCAUCGACUUCCUCGGCGGCUUCACCAGCUAUUACGACCGUGUGACCAACAUCGCGGUCAAACUAGAGCCGAAAACCACGGCGCAGCACUUCAUGCUCGCAAACUGCCACUUUGACUCGGUGGCAAACAGUCUGGGAGCCAGCGAUGACGCCGUCAGCUGCUCUGUGAUGUUGGAGGUUUUACAUUCUCUGGCGAAUCUCUCCACGCCGCUCAAACACGGCAUCAUCUUCCUGUUUAACGGAGCCGAGGAGAACAUCCUGCAGGCCAGUCACGGCUUCAUUACCCAGCAUCCCUGGGCUCAGCAGGUGCGAGCGUUUGUGAACCUGGAGGCGGCAGGAGUGGGGGGGAAAGAGGUGGUGUUUCAGACAGGUCCGGAGAACCCGUGGCUGGUCCAGGCGUACGUCCGAGCCGCUGUCCAUCCGUUUGCAUCAGUGGUCGGUCAGGAGGUCUUCCAGAGCGGCGUCAUUCCCUCGGAUACAGACUUCCGCAUCUACAGGGACUUCGGAAAAAUUCCUGGGAUUGAUCUGGCGUUCAUAGAGAACGGUUUCAUCUAUCACACUAAAUAUGACACUCCGGAGCGGAUCCACACCGACUCCAUCCAGAGAGCAGGUGACAACAUCCUGUCUGUGCUCAAACACCUGGUGAUGUCAGAUGAGCUGGCGGACUCGUCAGCAUAUCGUCAUGGUAACAUGGUGUUCUUUGAUCUGUUGGGCGUUACCGUGGUCGCGUAUCCCGCACGCGUCGGCACCAUCAUCAACUACAUGGCUGCCGUCGCCACGGUGAUCUACCUGGGCAAGAAGAGCAUGUUAACUAGCAAUGCAGGCGGCCGCUACAUGCGUGAUCUGGCGUGUGCGGCGUGUGUGGCUGUGUUGAGCUGGUUCGUGACUCUGCUGACGGUUCUGAUCGUGGCUCUGCUCGUGACGCUCGCGGGACGCUCCAUGUUCUGGUACACUCACUUCUACGCCGCCGUCUGUCUGUACGGAUCCGCCGCCGUCGGCAAGAUCCUGCUGAUCCACACGCUGGCCAGGAACCUGUACUACGGGGGUGUGAGUGGCGUGGAUCUGUCGGAGCGCUUCUUCGACGUCAGUCUGCUGUUGUGGUGCUGUGCGCUGCUCUUCCUCACUCAGCGUGGCUUGUGUUCGGCGUAUGUGCCCAUGAUGAUGGUCGUCUUUCCUCUCGCCAGCAAACUGCUGCUCACCAAACACUUCAGAGCCAGAGGAGCGUCUCUGCAGUACUGCGUCCUGUACCUGACGGGUCUCGCCGUGCCCUACGUCCACAUCAUGUUCCUCAUCUGGGUGGUGUUUGAGAUCUUCACACCCAUCCUGGGCCGCAGCGGAACCGAGAUCCCGCCCGACGUCGUCCUGGCAUCACUCGUUACCCUGGCAACCAUCAUUCUGUCUUCAUAUUUUAUGCACUUCAUCUAUCUGAGCUGCAGUACGAGGCGGAUCUUGGCUGGUCUGGGAUCAGUGUUUGUGCUGAUGUUUGUUCUGGUCUGCUGUGGUCUGUUCUUCCCGUAUUCUGCUGACCCGUCCAGCCCACGACCCAAACGCAUCUUCGUCCAGCACAGCACACGCGUGCUGCACGCUCUGGACGGGACGGUGGAGCGCUCUGACUCCGGGUUAUGGAUCAACAGUCUGGAUUACAGCGGCAUGCAGCACAUCACGCCUCACAUCCCGCAGAUCAACGACAGCAUCCGCACACGCUGCUCCGAGCAGCUGCCCUACUGCGGCUUCCCAUGGUUCCUGCCGGUCAAGUUCCUGGUCAAGAAGAGCUGGUAUCUUCCUGCUCCCGAAGUCUCUCCUGAAGCUCCGCUGCAGUUCCGGCUCUUAUCCAGACAGGACACUGAGUGGGGAACCAUUAAAAUGAGCUUCGAGGCCAAAGGUCCGAGUCACAUGUCUCUGUAUCUGCGUCCUCACGCCGGCGCGUCUCUGGUGGGCUGGUCGUUCGGGGACGGGACGCCGCGGUUCGAUCUGAGCGGAGAGUAUUUCGUCUUCUACUCUCACGGCCUCGACGCUCCGGCCUGGAGCUUCUGGUUUGAGAUCCAGCCGCCCGAAUCCUCAGACGCGCCUCCUGACCAGGGGCUGAUCUCUCUGGCCGUCUCGUCUCAUUACUUCUUCGGUCCAGACCGGCGCUCGGAGCCGCUGGAGGCUUUACUGAAGAGAUUCCCGGCCUGGGCCUUUCCAUCGUCCUGGGUCAGCACCUAUCACAUGUACAGAUACUGAGGGACGCAAGCGGACCCCCGUCUCACACACACACACACACACACACAGAGAGAGAGAGAGAGACCCCCUCAAUCAGUGCACACCCAUAAACUCCACACCAGCUCCUUCAUUCACAACAACUAACUGACAUUUCAUUUCAUUUUAGUAUUUCAUUUCAUUUCAUUUUAUUUAAAUAAAAAUACAAUAUUUUUAUUUUAUUUUAUUUUAUUAGUUUAGUUGUAUAGUUUACUUUAGUUUAUCUCAUUUAUAUUUUACUUUUUAAUUUUUUAUUUUAUUUAUUUUAUUUUUUUCUGGGUCAUGUUUCAACACAAAAUUGAAGUAUUAAAUGAUAUUUUGCAUUAAGAAAAUCAAGCCUACCUUUUACAGUGUGACAUUAUUUUUUAUGACAGUUAAACACGUUUUACCCCAAAAUCUCAUGAGAAAUUUUCUUUUAAUUAUUUAAUUAUUUUAUAGUUCUCAUUGUUUCCAUGAGAAAUUGAGACACAAUGAUU